AUGUCCAAGAUGGACAAAAUAAUGUUACGCUUUCGCCCUAUCGCCCCCAAGCCCCUCCCCGCCGCCGCCGCCGCUCUUUCCGACGCUUCCUCGUCGGAAAGCACCGGCUCCGCCAAGCGGAAGGAUAACACCGCCAGCAAGCGGUGCAGUCGAGGGAUCCGCCGGAGGAGAAACGCGCCUCCUCCUCCUCCUCCGGCGGUGACUCUCCCGCUGCUGCCGGGAUCUCCAGGUCCGAAGAAAAUCACCUCAGAACUAAAGAACAAGAAUGUACCUGUGUUGCUGAGCUUCGAGAACAACUUCGAGAACCGCGGCGGUGCUGCUUCGGAGAAGCUGGAUCCUUGCUGGUACUCGCCGGCGACGGCGGCAGCGGGAUCGGUGGUGACGGUGGAGUGCGUGAUGGACACGUGGCAGCAGCAGGAUGAGGGAUUAGGGUUGGGGAGUGGAGACGAGGAACGGAAGGUGAAGCUGAAAGAGGACACGUGUCCGGGGUUUAUAUCGGAUGGUUACGGGAGGGUGACGUGGACAAAUGAGGCGUACAGGGAAACAGUAGGUGCUGGAGGAGUAUGGUUGGCAAUGAAAGUGGCCGUACCGUAUCCGUACAGAGGUUUCACGUGCAGGGUGAGGGUGCGGUACGCGUGCGGGAUAGAAAGAACGGUGCCAUGUGAUGUGUGGAGAAUGGACAGUGGUGGCUUUGCCUGGAGAUUAGACGUUAAAGCUGCUCUUAGCUUAAGCUUAGCUUUCUAA
Messenger RNA from Glycine soja, 744 nucleotides. RefSeq lists its product as uncharacterized. The coding region runs from base 1 to 744 and encodes 247 amino acids. The transcript has a single exon. The record is from RefSeq and is a predicted model, not a curated record. NCBI's taxonomy places the organism in Eukaryota, Viridiplantae, Streptophyta, Magnoliopsida, Fabales, Fabaceae.